Messenger RNA from Scleropages formosus (Asian bonytongue), 1227 nucleotides. Its product is annotated as heparan sulfate glucosamine 3-O-sulfotransferase 6-like. The record is from RefSeq and is a predicted model, not a curated record. The transcript is spliced from 2 exons. Bases 115 to 1173 code for a protein of 352 amino acids. Gene Ontology annotation, molecular function: [heparan sulfate]-glucosamine 3-sulfotransferase activity. NCBI's taxonomy places the organism in Eukaryota, Metazoa, Chordata, Actinopteri, Osteoglossiformes, Osteoglossidae.
ACCCCGUCUUCUCCCGACUUCGCCGCACAUCUCCUCUCAUGUCAGAAGGUGCCCAGCUUUCGGGACAGGAUGCUCCAGCGCGUGAGCCGGACUUCGCUCUGCGCUCGUUGACUCAUGGGAUGCGGCAACUGGAGGAGCGCGCGCAGCCUCGGACCCCUGAAGGCGCAGUCCCGCGCGUCCGCCUUCUUCACCAUGCUCCUCAUCUUCACCUACGUGUUCUACUGCCUCACCGCGUACUGCGACUCCUUGUCCAGGUCCGUGCUGGAACCUGACAGCGUCGGUGACCCGACAGCAGACCCCAGCGUCCCGGGGAGGCGCGCGAACUUGAGCGAGCCGCUCCGGAGCGCGCGAGCCGCGUACACCGCGGACCAGCUCGGUGUGCAGGAGUCACUGCAGGGCAGCAAAAAACUGCCCCAGGCGAUCAUCAUCGGGGUGAAGAAAGGCGGGACCCGAGCCUUGCUGGAGUUUCUCCGCGUGCACCCCGACGUGAGGGCUGUGGGGUCGGAGCCGCACUUCUUCGACCGCUUCUAUGAUCGCGGGCUGCGGUGGUACAGGAGCCUAAUGCCUCGAACACUGGAGGGCCAGAUCACUAUGGAGAAGACUCCAAGUUACUUUGUGACCCGUGAGGCUCCACGCCGCAUCGCUGCUAUGGGUGGUCACACUAAGCUGAUAGUGGUGGUGCGAGACCCUGUCACUCGGGCAAUAUCUGACUAUACACAGACAAAGUCCAAGAACCCGGGCCUGCCCUCCUUCCAGGACCUGGCCUUGAAAAACUCCAGCCUUGAGCUCGUGGACACAUCCUGGGGUGCCGUGCGCAUUGGCAUCUAUGCCAAGCACCUCAAGAACUGGCUGCGGUACUUCCCUCUGUCCCGCUUCCUGUUUGUCAGUGGUGAGCGGCUGGUGAGCGACCCGGCUGGGGAGGUUGGCCGCGUGCAGGAUUUCUUGGGCCUCAAGCGCAUCAUCACAGACAAACACUUCUACUUCAACCAGACCAAGGGUUUCCCCUGCCUCAAGAAGCCAGAGGGAAGCAGCCGGCCACGCUGCUUGGGGCAGUCUAAGGGUCGCCCACACCCUCCCAUCCCCCAGAGGGUACUGCAGCGGCUCAGGGACUUCUACAGGCCCUUCAAUCUCAAGUUCUACCAAAUGAGUGGUCAAAAUUUUGGCUGGGACUGAGCCCUUUACUUCACUGGAACUCCUCCACUUCCCUGUACUUUGGAAGAAAGCAGC